Drosophila virilis is the source of this 7257-nucleotide messenger RNA. It is a transcript of the gene Kul, whose product is annotated as Kuzbanian-like. The record is from RefSeq and is a predicted model, not a curated record. Gene Ontology annotation, cellular component: plasma membrane. Gene Ontology annotation, biological process: membrane protein ectodomain proteolysis; Notch signaling pathway. Lineage: Eukaryota; Metazoa; Arthropoda; Insecta; Diptera; Drosophilidae. Gene Ontology annotation, molecular function: metalloendopeptidase activity.
UGCGCACAGCAAAGGAUUAUUUUCCAAUUAAACGGUUGUGAAUAGCGCAAAGGAAUGCGAUUCAUUAAAUAACCCAGUAGAAAUGCGUCCGAAAAAAAAAACAAGCAAAUAACAGUAAUUUUCACGGGCACACACAAAACAGGCGCAACGUACAUCUACGCGUGAGAUGUCACAUGCUAUUUGUGUUGCGACUGUAACGGAUUUUCCCACUUUGGCAAUUCUUAUUGGCAAACCAACAACUGCUGCAAUAAUGUAAGAAACGGGGUACUAACAAAGGUCAAUCGAAGCCAGCAAACGCAGCCUAGAACUAGUUAGGUUUCCACACACAGACAUACUAACACACAUCUACACACACAGUUACAGCAAGCAUGGGCUGGCUGCUGGCGCUCCUGGCGUUGCUCUUGGCCAUCAGCGAGCUGCUAGCAAUCCCAACACCACUCAAGCUACCAGGCUACACACACAAACUGACGCCAUACAUUAAGCACUGGGAGGCGGCGAACUUUGAUCGCGCCGUGCUGCAGGCCGCGCAGCUACGCCACUUGGAACAGGCACGCGCACGUCGAAAACGGCAAGUUGAGCCCUCAAGUGGCUCACCUGUGGGACUAGCGCACACAAUACGCCUGAAUUUCUCUGCACAUGACAGAGACUUUCUGCUGGUGCUGCGUCAGCAGCCAAAUUCGGUGUUUGCGCAUGACGUGGAAAUCGAGAAUACACUGGGACCCAUCGAUUACGAUGUCUCACGCAUUUACACAGGCAGCCUGGAGGACGAUGAGGCUGCCCAUGUGCAGGCGAUACUCACAAGUGAUAAUCUGCUGGAUGGCACCAUUGAGACGCAAGCGGAGCACUAUUAUAUAGAGCCAGCGCAGCGUUAUUCACAGCAGCUCGCGGAGAGUGGCGUGCACAGCAUAGUCUAUAAGUUAAGCGAUGUAAAUAUGCAGCACCAAAACUCAUUUGCCACCGGCCUGUCCUCGCAGGCGCCCCUAAAGACACAUUGCGCUAGUGAACGACUGAGACGCAAGCGCUGGCUGCCUGAGGAGGAGCACGUCACAGUUCCAACUUAUAACCGCAAUCCGCCGCUGCCGCUGGAUCUGGAGGUGCCCUACAAUGAUGACUUUCGUGUACUAGCCUCUGAGGAGGAUCGCAGCGAGGAGGAAACUAGAAAAACCAUAACAACAACAACCAUGCGCAGUACAGAAAGUUUUCUGGCCACGCUGACCAAACCCACUCCCAAUCGAAACAUACUUGUAAAUAACUAUAAUCCCUCCAAUGUUGGCGACACCAGUCGAAGCUACAACAGCAAUACCAACAGCAAUAACAAUAACAACGUGCGCAAACUGUACACAAAACAUAAAAACAUCAUCGUUAGCACCUAUAAUCGGCCCAUAGAGCCGGAGUUCGGUACACCCUAUGAGGAGCCGAAUGCCAAUAAUAGCAACAAUCUGCCAAAUAACUUUUUCAAUGCCAAUUGGACAACGCUCUCAAUGAAUAACAACGAUCGACCGAGCCACAAGACCCACGUGGAGAUCAUUACCAAGAACGGCGCGACCAAGAAACCUAACAUCAUUGUGAAUAACUACAAUCCGGAGAUAAUUUUUGCACCCAAUCCACAUAACCCCAGUUUCAAUAGCAUGUUAAUGACGAAUCUUUUAAGUGGACGAGGCGAUGACAUCCACAACUCCCCACGCCUGCUGUACGAUCGCAAGACCACAUGCAUGCUUUAUUUGCAGGCAGAUCACACGUUCUUCCAAAAGAUGGGCAGCGAUGAGGCAUCUAUUGAGGCCAUCACGCGCCACGUGCAACGGGCUAAUUCCAUUUACCGUAAUACGGAUUUCAAUAACGAUGGAAAACCCGACAAUAUUACGUUUAUGAUCAAGCGCAUUAAGGUGCACAAUAUGAAUGCUAUGAAGGAUCCUAGCUAUAGGUUUCCUGGCAACUAUGGUGUGGAAAAAUUCUUGGAAUUAUUUUCAGAGGAGGAUUAUGAUGCCUUCUGUCUGGCCUACAUGUUCACCUAUCGCGACUUUGAGAUGGGCACACUAGGUCUGGCUUGGACAGGUGAUCUAAAGAAUGCGGGUGGCGUUUGCGAAAAGAACGGACACUAUCGUGGCUCCCUCAAGUCCUUAAACACAGGCAUUGUCACGCUUCUGAAUUAUGGCAAACAUGUGCCGCCCGCCGUUUCACAUGUAACUCUGGCCCACGAGAUUGGACACAAUUUUGGCUCGCCGCACGAUCCGGAGCAGUGCACGCCAGGCGGCGAGGAUGGUAAUUUUAUAAUGUUCGCCCGCGCCACUUCGGGCGAUAAGAAGAAUAACAAUAAAUUCAGCGCUUGCUCCCUGAAGUCGAUUGAGCCCGUGCUGAAUGCCAAGGCGCGUUCCAUGAAGGGCUGCUUCACAGAACCACAGUCAUCCAUUUGCGGCAACGGCGUCGUUGAGCCCGGCGAGCAAUGCGACUGUGGCUGGGAGGAGGAUUGCAAGGACUCGUGCUGUUUUCCCAUGUCCCGGCAACCGCAUCUAGAUGAAACGCCCUGUACACUGACGCCGCAUGCGCGUUGUAGUCCAUCUCAAGGACCCUGCUGCACCACCGAUUGCAAGGUGAAAUUUGGCGAUAAGUGUCGCGAUGAUAAUGGCUGCCGGGAUCCCUCUUUCUGCGAUGGUCGCGUGCCCCAGUGCCCCCCUUCGGUGAACAAACCCAACAAGACCAUUUGCAAUAAGGAGUUUGUGUGCUAUAUGGGCGACUGCACGGGAAGCAUUUGUUUGGCCUACGGGCUGGAGUCGUGCCAAUGCAUACCUGGUCCGCAGGAUGAUCGCAUCAAGUCCUGCGAGCUUUGCUGCAAACUGCCUGGAGAGGAUAAUCCUUGCCGCAGUUCAUUUGAGUGGAACGAGGCGCCGUUCGAUGUGCCCGACAUGUACUCCAAGCCGGGCACACCCUGCAAUGACUACAAUGGCUACUGCGAUGUCUUUCAAAAAUGUCGCGAGGUGGAUCCGUCUGGUCCAUUGGCCACAUUACGCAAGUUGUUGCUAUCUGAGGAGAGCAUUGCCACCUUCAAGAAAUGGGUGCAGCAUCAUUGGUACACGGUGGCUCUGGCCGCCGUUGGCGUAUUUUUGUUGCUGAUCCUGAGCACAAAGCUACUGGCGAAACGCUCGAAUCUGAAGCUUAAGUCUGUGACCAUCAUACACAGUGCCACCACUGAAACGGUGCGUCUGCCGGAGAACAACAAUGGCGUUAUUGUGCACACGGCUGUGCGGACCAAGGUGCCGUUCAAGAAAAAGGUCCGGGGCGAGCGCAGUAAAAAGUCUGGAGCCGGCUUGGCUAUAGGAGCGGCAACAGCAGCAGGAAUACGCAGCAGUGUCGUAACCAAAGGCGGCGGCAAUGUGGAGCCAAAGAAAGCAAGCCGAAUGCAAGCGUUGACUAAAAAGAAGCUGAAAGCAAAUGCUACUGAGGAGGAGCCGACCAAGAAGUCCAAAAAGAUGGGCAAGCACAUGAAGGAAAUCAUUGACUAUUCGCACCGCAACAACAAUGUAGGCGCCGGCGAUGAUGCCUCAAAUCUAUCAACAAGCAACAAUCACAGUAAUACCUUUGGUAAGGUGCAAAAGUGGCUGUUGGAAUCACCUAUUGUGGCACAGCCGCUGUCGCACAUGGAGCAUAGCUCACGUGUUCGCAAGGUGAUGAGCAAGUCGCAAUCAACACCCGAACGACUGGUGCAGAAAACGCCUCAAAAAACUAAGUCCAUGGGCAAUCUAUCAAAUGAGAAAGUCAAGCUUCAGGUCGUCUACAAGCCACCCUUCAAGUUCUCGCUGCGACUGUCCAAGAAGCCCAAGGUGAAGACGCACGUGGUGGGCGUAAGCGCUGGCGCGCGUCCAAAGCGUGCACAGAAGGCCAACAACAACAACAACAAUCGCUCCAAUGGACAGGCGGCCACGACAUCCAAGGGCCCGUAUACAGAGCGGACCAAACGCACCGCCUUGCUGCUGUGCAACGAAGCGGAGGACGAUAAUCAAAUACUGACGCUCAACGAGCCAAACUAUGAGACUCUAAAGCUGCCCACGCGCAGCUCUGAGCACUGCUAUGAGAAUGUAGAGCUGCCAGGCGGCAGUGCAAGCGCUGAAGCCGGAGUCACAUCCACAACCAAACCAGGUAGCAACAGCAGCAGUAGCGGCAAUAGCAAAUUAGCACCCAACUCCAAUCGCGGCAGCUUGGAGCCUGCACCUGUCGCUCCAACGCAGCGCAGCUCUUAUCGCCGCUCCAACUCGCUGUCCGCACAUAAUCCGUUUGCGGUGGCGCCGCGUCGUAGUAGCAGCAGCAGCAAAGCGGGCAAGCAUGAGGCGCAGCCCGCCGGCGGCUCUAUAAAUCUAACGCGUAACUUUGGCAGCACUCAAAAUCUGAUCAAUCUCAGUCAGAAUAUGGCCAAGUCCAAGAAACGCAGCAGUCUUAAUCUGAAAGCAAGUGCAGCCAAAAACGGCAAAGAUCCGCCUACAGCAACAGCUACAGUAGUAACAGCGGCAGCACCAUCCCAACGUCGCUCCUCUUCCAAUGCGAAUCUGCGCAGAAAUAGCAGCACCUCCAAUGCGACGUCGCAGAUAGCGCCGGUGCCGCCAACACGGAACACGCGUAACAGCUUCAGCAAUAUUCCACGAGCCAGCCUUAAUGGCCAGAGUAGCGCCUCCGCAGCUGCAGGGGCGACGGCGACGUCAACGACGGCGCCCAGCUUCUCGCGACAGUCCUCUACCAGCACAACGACAACGACGUCCAGUGGUGGAUCACCGCCACUGCCGCUGCCCCUGCAGCAGUCUGCCUCCACAAGCGCCAUGGUCAGCCAGCGGCAAGUGACGCAGCCGGUGCGACGCAGUCUUCACAAUUUCCGAGCACGCGCCUCCAAUGGGACAGCUGUAACAGCUGCACCAACAACAGCAACGCUGGACAACGAGCUGCCAUCGGAUCUAGAGGUGGUUGUCUCCGACAUUGAGAAUCUGGUUAGCUAAGAGCAGCACUGUUCGUAUACAUUUCAAAGCAACCAAGUGAAAGUGAUAAGUCCUAAAGUUAGUUAUACAAAUUGUCGCAUAGGUUUACAUGCAUAUAUAUAUAUCAACUUAGAUUUGUAUAUAUAUAUAUAUAUAUACAUACAUACAUAUAUGUACUUUACACUGCCUUAAACUUGCCGUUUCUGCUGAAUAUGUGAAUGCCACGCCCGCACACAACGAAACACCCCACACCCGAAACGACCACAAAAACCACAUUAUUGAAAAGAAAGUAUAAUUAUCUUCGGAUUGCCGAAGCUCAAACACCCUUGCAGGCAUAUGAGAGAGUGCAAUACUUAUAUAUUUCUAAGCAUAGCCACACGGCAGUUAGGGUCGUCUUAAAAUCUGUCUCAUUGGAUACCUAUAGGUUUUCUUAAUAUGAGCAUAGUAAAGGUUGUAAUUGCCAAGAUUGGUAUGUAUAUACUACAAUAAAACAAUACGACCGAUGCUUACUAUAGACCUAUAUAGUAGUCCUAUAUAGUUCAAGCUUAGAUAGCUCCUAUGACGCCUCUAUUAUACAGUUGUCCGAUUUGGCACGUGGCAAAAAGAUGUAUCCAAAUUUUCCCAAGAUAGCUUUUAAAUUAAGAGAAAAGUUUGUAUAGAAACAGACAGGAAGGCUUAAUGAAGCUCUUUGCUGAUACUGAUCAGGAAUAUAUACAUAUUUAAUACAGUCUUCUAUAGAUUACACAUUUCGUGACAAAAUAUUAUGGUCCCUUCUGCAAGGGUGUUUUUCAAAUCGCUAACAACGCUAGUGCUUACGGCUCCACUCCCACAUACAUAUUCACUCACCCACAACUCGACCCCAUAAAAUGCUCACCCACCCAACACACCCAACACCACCGCCACCGCCGAAGCCCGAUGCACUCACCGCACAUUGUACCUUUUACAUACUAAUUAACUGUAUUUACUGUUGUAUUGUAUUCGUGAUCUAUAAACUAUAACUUGUAACUGUACUGUUUUGUCUAUACCUAUGUGAAUUGUGUUAAGUUGUCGAACUACGAUCGUGUUAUAUGUGACUUCCAUUUUAAAAACUGUCUUAAGUUUGAAGAAUACAAGAUCAGCUUAAGCAAAAACUAUUUUUGUAAUGAAAGAAAAGUAAAUACAAUAGACCGAUCAAUAGCUAGUCUAUCUAUCACAUCUAUCACAUGCCAACGAAAUUCGAUCGCUGUUAUUGUAUAGAUUCCUACAUAGUAUUAUGUUAUAUGUACAACUGAUAUCUUAUUUUUAUCAUAUUCUUAACGCUUCAAAACAACGACCACUGUCAUCUAUAAACUUCGACACACAGAACAACAAUACAAGGUGCUAUUUUAGUAAGGAUUGUAAACAAAAAAAAAAAAAAACACACAAAAAGUGAAAAACUAACCUACAAAAUUUUUAAAAUACUCUUAUAAAUAUUUUCCAAGAAGAUCAAAAAUGAUUAUAAGAUUUGUAGUUGAGAUAACAGUGUAGCCAAGUGGGGUUAGCCAGGGGAAGUUGCAAAUAAUAUACACACAUACAAUUAUAUUAGUAACAAAUAUAACCAACGAUAACUGUCAAUAAAUCAAAAGUAAAAUGCAUCGAAACGUAACAUAGGAUAAAAUAGUCGCAACAGAAUCAAACAAAGAUCUUUAAGCAGUUUAGAAAACCCGCUCCACACUCCCGCAGUCACACCCAAACACACACACACACACACACAAACGCCUGCGCCAUUCUUAGUAGAGUAGUGUAUAUAAGAAAUCAAGUCGAAAGAUAAAUAGUUUUUAUAUGCAACAAUAACAAAUUAGAGAGCAAUGAAGAACAAACACCUAAACGAUAUUCAUACUAUAGUCACGUAGCGUAUCAGAUCACAAAAUAAAGCAAACGGCUUGCAAAAAUUAAAGAAAAUCCCCAUUCCGCUAAUAACUAGAGAUCUUUAGUAUAAGCUAAUUGGAUUAAUCCCUAGUUAUAUAGUAGCAUAUAUGUAUGUAAGCAAUGUGUUGGAAAAUUGGCAUAUUUUGAAUUGUGCAUAGUUCUUAUUUGUGAAUUUGCAUUUGUAUGGCUGGGUACAAUACUUAAAGACGGGGCGGGCCGUGCAAUGAGCACUUGGGUAUAUUUUUAUUAAAUAUACAACGCAUAUAUAGAUAGACAUAAGCACAGCUCAAAUGAUCGACCCAAAAAAAGAGAGUUAACGUAAACGCGUAGGCAUGUUAUUAAGCAGAAAAGUAAAACGAAAAACAAGAACAAAAAAAGUACGCGACAAUCGCUUUGAAAUGCUUAUUAAACACAA